AUGCUGUACUGGGCGAUUUCUGUGUUUCUCGCCCUGCUGGCGUGGGUCUACGGUACCGAGGAUAUUGCGUGGCCGGGCUAUGACUGUUCGAGAUUGGUGAGGGUUUCGUUUUGAAAAUCAAGAGGAAGUAGAAAAUGUUGAAAAACGUAAUCGGAGAUCCUUGGACGCAUAGGGAAUGGCUCAAUGAGUAACGGCUGCGAAGCGGUUUUAUGAAAAUGCUGCCCGACCGGGAUGCGGCUUACGCGUAGCGGCGUUGCCUGAAAAACGGAAAGUUCAACUUUCUACUCAACCGGAACGCGUUAAACCCGUUUUGAAUGAGAUGAUUUCAAGUUUCGAUUAAAAGAUAAAAGACAUUUAUCCGUCAAAGAUACAAUGCUAAACCAAAGUGCUAGCUCAUUUUCGAAAGAUGUUUAUAGAACCUAAUUAAAUUCAGCCAGCACCAAUUCAAGGCUAUCACCCGGACAUGACGGCCCGCUGGGUAAAUUUGAAGCGGAACCUUCAAGUUGGAGACUCCAUUAUUGUUCGCGGCAGACUUGGGCCAGGGGUACUGCCUCGAAAGUAAGACUUUAUUGAUCAUAUCUCGAGUUUUAAAUGACACGUAUAGUCUGUGUGCCACGACUUGAAAUUUCACCGAACGACAUUCCGCUGUUCCGUUGCGUCGCCAAGCGGAACAGCGGAAUGUUGUUCGGUGAAAUUCCAAGUCGUGGUUCACAGACUAUACAGUCUGUUCAUAUUUUGAGUGUCAGUUCGUCGGUCAUGUUCCGCCCCCUAAUGACGGGAUAAACCAAUCAAAGAGGGUAUCAUCCACAGAGCGUCUUCGAAUGACGUAGUUGUACUUGGUGAUCAAAUCUGAACAAACUAUCAGUUAGGCCCCUCAAGCUGAUAACGAAUAAAGGCCGAAAUUGAAAGCAUUAUAGUCAAUCCAUCCCGACUAGAAAGGCGAGAGGCGUAGCGUGUACGUACGCGGGUUCUGGCCCGAGUUCAGUGCAAGCGCCAGCGGCCCGAGUUCAGUGCAAGCGCCAGCGAUUUCAAAAUCUCGGUCACCGCUCUUUUUUUUAUCAAUUCUGCUAUUUUUAAGCGCAAAAAUAAAAAUAAUCGAUUCAGAAGAGAAAAUGAAAAGAGCGAUAAAUGAGCGCUCUAAAUAGUCGUUGGCGGUUGAAUUGAACUCGUGCCAAGAACCCGUCCACUUCUCUGCCUCCCUCGCCUUUCCCAGUCGCCAAAAAUAUACCAGCUUUCCUAUGUUCUGAACCAUCAAUCGUUCACUCAGGUUUCACAUCGAAGGACGAUAUUUUUCUUGGAAAACUUAGUAGGGCACAAGUGAAAUUAUAGGAGGUGGUUCUUCGACCUUCCCGUCGGAGAUUCUCGAGUCUACCUUCAAGCGCAGAGCACGUUCCACUUCAGUUGUCAGUACGACAUCGGCCUCCUGUACUUCGGCCGAUGGGAUGUAACUUAAUUUCAAAUUUUACUUUUGAAUCAAAUUGAAAAAGAAAAAUUAUUAGGGCGGUAACUGGGUCGAUUGGUUCGUGGCUCCCAAUCCUUUCAAUGCCGGACCCUUCAACUUCCGAGUCGAGUAGGUCCCAACACAAUUGAAUGACGAGUUUUGGAUAAAGUGUGCAAAGCGAUGGAUAUUCGGUGAGCAAAGACGGCGUUUUCUUGGGAAAAUACAAGAGCAACACUUACUCGAGCGUUAACAGCGUCUAUGUGGAGAACUUCAUUUUCGAAGAUGACAAGUUUUUCUCAAGUAGCUCAUUGGAUGGAUCGGAAAAUGAAUGAUUAAGCUGCUGCGACCAAGAGCCUGUGUGUGACAAUCUUCAAGGCAACCAACUGAGUGUCAUCAUCGCCGAUUCCCGCGUCCAGCAAAUUCGUUUGUUUUUUUUUUUUUGAUUUCUUCACAAAGUUACUUUGAAUUAAGUUCGACCAUAUUGAGAAGGAAAAAUAGUUUUAUUUCAGGAGGAAGCUGCCCUUCCGCUAACACCUGGUAG
This is a messenger RNA of Caenorhabditis auriculariae, 1982 nucleotides long. Lineage: Eukaryota; Metazoa; Nematoda; Chromadorea; Rhabditida; Rhabditidae. The record is from the annotation of a GenBank genome assembly.